Molecule: messenger RNA, 402 nt
Organism: Fusarium redolens
Lineage: Eukaryota; Fungi; Ascomycota; Sordariomycetes; Hypocreales; Nectriaceae
Exons: 1
Coding region: 79-366 (95 amino acids)
Source: RefSeq, a predicted model, not a curated record
CAUCCCCCAAGUCCAUUCUCGACUCUAAAAUCGUCUCACUGAACGAUUUUAACUCUGGCACCGGAAACUUCAGGAAUAAUGCCUUUUUUUUUACUUUCCUCGGGUGUUUGUUUUUUGUUAUGCGACAUCGAGUUAAGAAUGAUGAUCUCAUCAAAUUCCAGUUGGCCUCAAAGUCGGUGUCUGCAUCAGAAUCCUCCAUGUCUUCUACUUAUCUGUCUAUCAGCUCUCCGUACGUCCCAGCCCCGGAGUCAUCAAAAGCCCACCGGUCGGGGUCCCACAAUUCCCGGUGCCCACGCCGGGAGCACAGCCGGCGACGUAAUGGAUCAUAGGCGCAAAAAUGAAUGUAGACAAGAUGCAAGCCUUUAGGCCAACAAUCAACAAUGCACAUGGUGUUCAUCUUUC